Actinia tenebrosa (Australian red waratah sea anemone) is the source of this 2517-nucleotide messenger RNA. Its product is annotated as neuropeptide Y receptor type 1-like. NCBI's taxonomy places the organism in Eukaryota, Metazoa, Cnidaria, Anthozoa, Actiniaria, Actiniidae. The record is from RefSeq and is a predicted model, not a curated record.
UUGAAGUUCAAAACGUGUAUGGUUCUUCAAUAAAAUCGUGUAAAUUAUUCUGCGGUUUUUGAGCGAGCGAGCUCAAAUCGAACGUUCAAAAGUAGUCAGCCACCUUAAAUAAUACUAGUACAUUGUUCAAAACGUUCAACGAAAAUUAAAAAGUCCUGCAGCUUGUCUGAUCACUAGGUGAUAUCACAUAAAACGUCGGCAAAUUUAUACUGGGAAUUUUUUUAAGAUGUACCACAGAUCCCCGAAAAUAAUUUGAAAACAUCAUGAACAGUUAUUAACACGUAAUAAUCAAGAGACCGAAGUUUCUAAAGCAAAGACAAAAUAUUAAACAAGAGCAGUCGUCGACUAUUAAAAAUUGAACAAGAAAAAACUUUAUCAAUGUUAAAUUUCUUUACUAUAAUAACGAUUUUAAAGACUGUCAACGUUCACAGUCGGAAACUUUUUCCUGGGUAAAUUGGUUUCGAGUUAAUUAUUUUGAAGGCCAAAUAUAUUUGAGUUCAGUAAGGAGUCAUUUCGUCAGUAGGAGAUUGAAGGUGGAAGGGACAGGCUCGUUAUCAGUUCAGCUCAAACCAUGAACGGUUCGGACAACCUAACGCAAAGCAGUUUGUCGUGCUUCAGUGUACCCGAUUCACAUCUUGUACUAACCGUAAAGAUAAUGGCCAUCUUGUUAGUGGGUGGAUUUGCUGUGUUUGGCAAUAUUUUGAUCAUCUUCCUCGCUGCCAGAUUCACCGUGAAAAGGAACAUCCAUCAUUUGAUCAUCAACAUGGCCGUUUCAGAUAUUCUCGUUGCUAUUAUGUAUUCGUAUCACAACAUUCGUUCUCUACUUCGUCUUCCAUAUUUCUGGGAACUUUGGGAUAAUGACGUUUUUGGCAACAUCUUAUGCAAGGCUUACUACUUCUUCUAUUCGGCUUCCAAGUAUGUGACUUUGACUAGCCUACUGAUAAUAAGUGUGGAACGGUUCAGAUCAACCAAGGUAACUGUACGCAGAGUUCGUCCAUACACGUUGAAAAAACGUCUGGCACUAGUCUCUUGUUCUUGGUUGCUUCCUAUGGGACUUAAGGCAUACGUUCCUUGGUAUUUCAAAAUUCACCAGGACAGCAACACCCGUGGAUGCUAUCCAAACUUUUUGAGAGCUUUUUUCGUUCUCUUUUCUUUUGAUCAACUCUUUGUUCUUCUUACGAUGUGCUUAGUUGUGAUAUUUAAUAUCAUGACUUCAUUCAGACUUUGCAAAUCACGUCGAACCUUCCCGCAAGGCAAUUUUACUGAAGAACAGAAUAGAACUAGAGAAAAACGAACAGCUAAGGCAGUGAAAAUGGUGUUGUGUUCGCUUUUACUUUACACCUGUUGUUAUCUUCCAGGUUUUGUCUACUAUUUCCUUUUCGCUUUCGACCUUACCACGGAGUUUCCAUCAUAUUCCUUUGAAACAUUAAAUUUUAUGCUUUCUUUUCUUUUGCUAGUCAACUCUUGCUUCAGUCCUUGUAUUUAUAUUGUUUUCCUAAUUGAAUUCAGACAAGCAGCUAAAAGACUAUUGCACUAGUAAUGAAUAGCACUGAACUUAGUAGUCUAUUUUGAUGGAAUGGAAGAAAUUACACCUCCUACUCAACCUGUGAUAUCUAGGACAGUUGGUCAUCGAAGUAUCUUUUAAUAUCUUUGCGUUAUAGCAUGUAUAAUAUAACAUGGACUUUCGAUGUCGCCGCAACAUUUGGCAAUAUUUCCAAAUAUUCACGCAUACGCAGAUGAUACUUAACUCUACUUAUCAUUCAAGCCAUACAGUUCCUUGGGUGAGACCGAGGCAAGAUCUGCUAUGGAACGGUGUAUUAGGGCUGUGAGGGCGUGGAUGGUUGUAGAUAAGUUGAAACUGAAUGAAGAUGCUCAUUAAACUCGCGAGCAACUUAGUAAAGUUAGAACUGAUAGUCUGUUAAUUGGCGACACUCCCAUACUAUCAGUUAGUGAAGCUAGGAAUCUAGGUGUCUGGUUUGAUUCUAAUCUCCAAUUUCAAAAUCAUACAAACAACACGUGUCAGUUAGCUUUCUAUUCACUAUAUAAUAUUAGACGUAUUAGGAAAUACUUGCCUUUCGAAGCUACAAAGACAUUAGUGCAGGCUUUAGUUAUAAGUCGCAUUGAUUAUUGCAACGCUAUAUUUUAUGGUCUGCCAGCUAUUCAUAUUCAUAAAUUGCAACGCGCUCCAAAUGCAGCCGCAAGGUUACUGACAAACACACCGCGCUAUGCUCAUAUCACUCAUGUCAUGAUAGAACUUCAUUGGCUACCUGUUAAAUUUAGGAUUAUGUUUAAGAUAAUUUUAAUAGCUCAGUUUUAAAGUUUUACACGGUCUAGCACCAGUGUAUCUUAGUAAAUUUUUAUCUUUCAAAGAACAUUCAAGAUAUAAUCAGUUGAAGAUCUAAUAGUAAUAACACUCUCUCUCGUCUUGCAAUAAAAUCGGUCAAGACCACUGGAGACAGAGCCUUUUCAGUGGCUGCUCCAGUUUUAUGGAACGCUUUGCCGCCAAGCCUUAGGGCU